GCAAAAGAAAUUCCUAGUAUGUGCUUUGACAUAUUGAGUGGUCUUGCCAACUGCAAAAACCCUUUCCCUGUUAAAACAUGGAGAGAGUAUGUCCAGUAUGUCAAGGAUGAAAUUAUUCCAGAUAUAUGUGAAAAUGAAAGUGGGUUGCAGAAAGCUACUGAGUAUCUGCAAAACAUAGGAGAAAUUUGUAUUUUGAAAGUACCUCAGAUUCAAGCUGCUGCAUCUGAAGACCCUGCUUCCCCAUCAGUUGAACUGGAUGACUUAAGACAAUCUCGCAUUGUUCUCAGGCCACAAUGGCUAUGCAGGAAUAUAUUUGGGCGACUUCUGGCACCAGACUGCUUCUCACACCGGCUGGUAAGUGUAGAUCCUAGAAAAGACACAUACUCAAAGGAGACGAUGCACAAGGCAUUCAGUGGUGUUCUUAAUGACGUGGAGAAACUUAUCCAGCUGCUUGUAAUCCUAGAGUUGUGCUACGAAAUAGAAGGGGAAGUGUUAAUUCCUU
Molecule: messenger RNA, 502 nt
Organism: Anneissia japonica
Lineage: Eukaryota; Metazoa; Echinodermata; Crinoidea; Comatulida; Comatulidae
Product: death-associated protein kinase 1-like
Exons: 2
Source: RefSeq, a predicted model, not a curated record